This is a messenger RNA of Morus notabilis, 2060 nucleotides long. Its product is annotated as pectinesterase/pectinesterase inhibitor. The coding region runs from base 80 to 1750 and encodes 556 amino acids. The transcript is spliced from 2 exons. Gene Ontology annotation, molecular function: pectinesterase activity; pectinesterase inhibitor activity. Gene Ontology annotation, biological process: cell wall modification. NCBI's taxonomy places the organism in Eukaryota, Viridiplantae, Streptophyta, Magnoliopsida, Rosales, Moraceae. The record is from RefSeq and is a predicted model, not a curated record.
GUCCCAAUUGGUCUCGUUUAAGCAUUUGUCACACACUUCACAACUUUGCCAUACAGAAAUCUCUCAGCCACCGUCAAUCAUGGCGAUCAAUCAGCCUUUUCUUGAAACCUCCAAACCUUCCUACUCUAAGAGUUUUUUUCUGCUUCUCAUCUCCAUUGCUGCUCUUACAAGCAUAUGUUUCUUUGCUAUCCAAUAUUCUACCAAAACGAUCUUGCUUCCUAGUCCUCCAAAAUCGUCAUUACACAACAAUAUUUGUGAUCAAUCGGUCAACAAAGAAUCAUGUUUGGCCAUGGUCUCGGAAGCAGCACAAGAAUAUUCAACCAUGGCUGAUCAUGAGCUACUCAAAGCCUUCCUAGAAAAAACCAACCCUCGCAUACAACUAGCUCUUGAGAUGGUAAACAAUGUCAGCCGUCGGAUCAACAUUAGUCCGAGGGAUCGAGCGGCUCUCCUUGACUGUGCGGAGCUGAUGGACCUUUCCAAAGAUAGGGUUUUGGAUUCCAUAUCAACACUUUUGCUUCAAAAUCUGACGACUCACUCACGUGAAGACGUGAAUGCAUGGCUUAGUGGCAUUCUCAGUAACCACGUGACUUGUUUAGAUGGCCUAGAGGACGGUUCAUAUGCCAAGAACUUGAUGGAGUCUCAUCUAAAUGAGUUGAUAUCAGGGGCUAGAACCUCCUUGGCCAUUCUUGUUUCGUUCUCGCAGUCGAAAUGCGAAGCACUUGAGCCAUUGACCAAGGAUUUCCCGACGUGGGUUACCCCCGGAGAUCGGAGGCUUUUGCGGUCUUUGGAGAAGGAAAUUACGCCUGAUAUUGUUGUGGCAAAGGACGGAAGCGGAGACUACACAACCGUGAAUGAAGCUGUGGCUGCAGUACCCAAGAAUAGCAAGAAAAGGUUCGUUAUUUAUGUGACGACGGGGGUUUACUAUGAGAAUGUUGAGUUGGCAAAGAACAAAAAGAAUGUGAUGCUUCUUGGGGAUGGCAUGGAUUACACUAUAAUCACUGCUAGUCUCAAUGUUGAUGACGGAUCAACUACUUACAAAUCUGCAACCGUAGCUGUUAAUGGCGAUGGAUUCAUAGCACAAGAUAUGUGGUUCCAAAACACGGCGGGCCCACAAAAGCACCAAGCGGUGGCGCUCCGAGUCAGCGCCGACAAGUCCGUCAUAAACCGGUGUCGUAUUGACGCUUACCAAGACACUCUCUACACUCACUCACACCGCCAAUUUUACAGGGAUUCCACCGUCACCGGCACUGUCGACUUCAUCUUCGGAAACGCCGCCGUCGUUCUCCAGCGCUGCAAAAUUAUUCCCCGAAAGGGCAUGACGGGCCAGAAAAACAUGGUAACGGCCCAAGGCCGAACCGACCCAAACCAAAACACCGGGACCUCGAUCCACAAUUGCGAAAUCUUUGCCAGCCCAGAUCUUGAGCCCGUUAAGGACUCGUUCCCGUCGUAUUUGGGCCGUCCGUGGAAGGAGUAUUCCAGGACUGUUGUUAUGCAGUCUUACAUUGGUGACCUUAUUGAUCCAGCUGGGUGGUUCGAGUGGGACGGGGAUUUUGCACUGAAUACGUUAUACUAUGGGGAGUAUGCAAAUAGAGGCCCAGGUGCUGGAACUAGCAAGAGGGUGAAGUGGGUCGGUUAUCAUGUAAUUACCAGCCCAGAUGAGGCCCAAAAGUUCACAGUGGUGGAGCUGAUACAAGGCGGUCCUUGGUUAGAGUCCACUGGGGUGGAUUACACGGAGGGGCUGUACGUGUGAUGUGGAAAGGCUCAAAGUUUAUAUGUAUGUCUUUCAUAAUAAUAAUGAUUGCCAUUUCCUAUGGGUCUCUAUAUGUAAGAUUACUUUAUCUUUGGGUUCGUAGGAGUUGUAAUAGGUGUGCCCAUGAAAUAAGUCAUUGGCUUAAAACUGUAUUGCCUUCGGUUACUUUUGUGUUCCUGAUGUAACCUCUCAUAUGAGGCGAGCCUUUUUGGCAGGUCUUUACUGAAUUAACUCCUACGUUUGAGUAGCAAAAAUAAAAUCAAAAUGCUGUAGAUUACUAGUGGUAAUCGAUUUGAGUAGCAAUGUCAGC